CUGCCUGGUGUGGUUUGGGCCACGCAUAAAAGGCUCCCGGGCCUAGGGCUCUCUCGGUUCUGAGAUCUCUUUCCUGUCUCUGCUCGUGUCUGGUCGUCCGCGUGUCCGGCUCUUGCCCACGCAGUGUCUAGGCUUAGCACCAAAAGUGACCUUGGGAAGGCAAGACAAAGGGUCUUCUGAAGCAAUAAAGACCAAGCUUGCAUGGGUCUCUGAUUUCAGUCAUGGCCUCCGGCAACGCGCACAUCGGAAAGCCUGCCCCUGACUUCACCGCCACCGCCGUGGUGGAUGGUGCCUUUAAGGAAAUCAAGCUUUCAGACUACAGAGGGAAGUACGUGGUCCUCUUUUUCUACCCACUGGACUUCACUUUUGUUUGCCCCACGGAGAUCAUCGCUUUUAGCGACCACGCUGAGGACUUCCGAAAGCUAGGCUGCGAGGUGCUGGGAGUGUCUGUGGACUCUCAGUUCAUCCACCUGGCCUGGAUCAAUACCCCACGGAAGGAGGGAGGCUUGGGCCCACUGAAUAUCCCUCUGCUUGCUGAUGUGACUAAAAGCUUGUCCCAGAAUUACGGCGUGUUGAAAAAUGAUGAGGGCAUCGCUUACAGGGGCCUCUUUAUCAUCGAUGCCAAGGGUGUCCUUCGCCAGAUCACAGUCAACGACCUACCUGUGGGACGCUCUGUAGAUGAGGCUCUCCGCCUUGUCCAGGCCUUUCAGUAUACAGAUGAGCAUGGGGAAGUCUGUCCUGCUGGCUGGAAGCCCGGCAGUGACACCAUCAAACCCAAUGUGGAUGACAGCAAGGAAUACUUCUCCAAACACAACUGAGAUGGGUAAACAUCGGUGAGCCUGAAUCCCGGAUCUCACCUGCGCCCUUACCUCGAUGUCCUGUGCUGGCCCAGAAAACGCUAGAUCUUCCUCUACACUCUGAAGGGGCUGGAGGCUAGGCCGAGGCUUUCUCAUUACCCACCCGGAAUCUGGUGAAUAGUGACCCUGCCCUGAGCACACCCAGCUGGGCCCAGGUCUAUAGGAAACCAAUAAAGUAUUAGGGACAGUGUAA
This is a messenger RNA of Rattus rattus (black rat), 1050 nucleotides long. RefSeq names its product peroxiredoxin 2 (gene Prdx2). Bases 222 to 818 code for a protein of 198 amino acids. The transcript has 6 exons. Gene Ontology annotation, biological process: response to oxidative stress; cell redox homeostasis; leukocyte activation. Gene Ontology annotation, molecular function: thioredoxin peroxidase activity. The record is from RefSeq and is a predicted model, not a curated record. Lineage: Eukaryota; Metazoa; Chordata; Mammalia; Rodentia; Muridae. Gene Ontology annotation, cellular component: cytosol.